Messenger RNA from Aphanomyces astaci, 2207 nucleotides. RefSeq lists its product as hypothetical. The record is from RefSeq and is a predicted model, not a curated record. The coding region runs from base 89 to 2077 and encodes 662 amino acids. NCBI's taxonomy places the organism in Eukaryota, Oomycota, Saprolegniomycetes, Saprolegniales, Verrucalvaceae. The transcript has 5 exons.
UGGCGCCCCAAAAUACCCCCUAACCAAAAACGGCCGACCCAACGCCCCGCUAGUUAGUCCGUCCGGCGCCGGCUUUCCAGACAAUCACAUGAGCAUGGACGAUCCGCUGGGGUACGUCGUCGAGAAAAUGGUGCAAAAGUCCAUCGAAGACCUGUUCAACUCGCCCGAGUUUCUCGAAGAACUGCGUCUGGCGUCAAUGCCAGGCGCGUUGUCCGCGCAGUCGUCCGCCACCCUUCGCGACUACUUCAGCGCCGACUCAUCCGUUGGCGGGAUGGUGCACUUGCUAUUCGAAGACCCCAAGGUCUUAUUCACGUACCGCAACACCCCGACGUACGCCGAGUGUGCGCGGCUGUACCAUUUGCAAAACCUCAUGACGAGUUCCAACUUCGCGCAGAGCAUUUUGGACACGUUUUUGGCGGUCGAGACGACGUCGGCGCGCACACAAUUGCUGACAAACUUGCAGCGAUUUGAACCUGUAGAUGCCAUGAACGCCGAAGCCAUCUCCCGAGUGUGCACAGCCCUCUUUGACAAGACGACCGUCGCGCUCUUCUUUUCCCUCUACGACGACAGCCACGUCGCCUUUUUUCAAGGCAUUUUGUUUCAAAUCGGACGCGAAUGCAUGAAAGAACUCACGCUGCGGUUCUGCGACGACCUGUUCUGCGACAGCCCCGACCAACAGGCGCAGUGGGACGUGGUGCCGUACCAAAUCCUCGCCCAAGUGUUUCCGUGUACUUCCAUGCCGAGCCUGGUCCCGAAACUGCCACCUGGCCUGGACUUGGCCGCCACGUCCCUCGACUACAAGUUCCCCCUCAUGCUGUACACGUGCGACUUUGUGACAGACCUGAUCCAGGAGAAUCGGCCGGACACCGUCGGGCGGUUCAUCGUGACCCAGCUCACGACCAACCCCGUGCUGGCGGCGGCGCUCGUCGACGGCGUCCUCACCGACCUGCAGACCCUGCCCACGCCGCUCUCGUGUGAGUCGUACGGGAUGAAGAUCCUCAACUCGAUGCUGCAGCUACACCACUGCGGCUGCAUCAGUCGCCAUCAAGAGGACAGUCAAACUGCAAGGGAAGUCGACUGCCAGGGAACGCUGAAUGCGCUCUGGACGGCGUUUGUCUCUAGAUUACCGUCGUUUCUAGACGUGCUACACAUUCCCCCCCACCAAACGUUUAGCCUCAAGCAUGUGCAGUUGCUCUACUUGUUGUACCCCGUGCUCCGCGUGAGUUGCAUUGCCGUGGACGAGUUGCUCAUGCAAGAUCGCACGUUUGAGACAUUACUUGCCCUGGUCGAACGAUAUCCCAACGCGAAUAUCCUACAUACGGCCAUCUGCCGCCUCUUCAUCACGUGCCUCGAGGACUGCCCCGUGAUGUUUGGCCAAGAACUGCAGACCCGGCGGACGAUCUGGGACCCCCUGCGCAACUCCCUUCUUCGCGACGCCAUCUUCCAAACCGUCAUCAAGGGCUGUCAUUCGCGCUACGUGACUUGCUUCAAGGACAUCGCCAUGUCGUUCGAUGAGCUCAUGAUGCAGACGCCGCCCGUGGCCGCCGACAUCGCCGCCAUGUGGCACGAAUUCGCCACGACUGACCUCGAAGAUAUACGCGCCGAGUGGGCCAUCAACCUCCCCGCCCCCAACGGCAACGGGGUGGAGAACCAUCUCAUCCAAUUGAGCAAGCAAGCGCUGAAUGGCAGCACGAGUGACCUCAUGAUCGACGAAAACGUUUGCGACGACGACGAACACGACCCGUAUCCCACCGCCGCGGCGCUUGUCAUGGACGUCCCCGGUCGCAAAAUGUCCUUGCCAACGUCGCCUCACUCGGACGCAAGGAAGCUGGCCGAAGUGGGCAGCGCCACUACGACCACCACCACGUUGUCACAGCUCAAAACUCGUGACAACAUGGACGACAAUGUAGUGGGGGGUCGCAAUGAUGACGGCGACUCGUCGCGCCUUGACACAAUCGCGCCCGCGUCGUCCCCGAAGAAGGACCUGCUCUCCCCCCUGCACGCCCUCUACGAUUCCGAGGAGAACGACCUCAUCCGUCAGUUUUCCAAAGCCAACGCCGAGCCCGUCGUGCGGUAGUCCAGUGGUCAUCGAUACGAAGUUGUCCCCGACUUUGUCGACUUAUUUGUAACUUAACCCAUUGUGGCACCACGCUUAUCGCUAUCGUAUGUAGUCCUGGCAUCGAUAAUUACUGUACUACUAGUACCAC